AAAGUUUGUAAAGAAGUCCCACCCACCAGCCUUCGUCGUCUUCGUCCGGAAAAUUGCAGUCCACCACUAAGCUUCGUCCGAGAGAAAGCACGAACUGGAAAUACACAGUGAGACUGGAAUUAUUCAGAUGCCUUGCAAUAUGUCAUACUGUACUUCCAGAAGGAGAGGAUACCCCCGAAAAAAUUCAAUAUCAGGCAGCAUCACCUGAUGAGGCUUCUUUGGUCGUGGCUGCAAAGAAUUUUGGAUUCGUUUUUUGCAAGGUGCUGACACUGUAAUUUAUGAAAGGCUGGCUAGUGAAGAUAAUGAUUUGAAAAAAAGAAUCAGGGAGCAUUUGGAGCACUUUGAAGAAUGAAGACUGAAGAUUGUGAAGAAGAAGUCGAGAAGCCACUGGUGAGACGAGGAUGACGACGACUUCGGAGAGAAGUAGGGCCUGGGUGGACGAAUCUCUGGUGGUAGAGAUCUUGAUGCGUUUGGGAUGCGGCAGAAGUGUGACCAGAUGCAGGCUUGUCUGCAAAGGAUGGAACUCCCUCAUCUCCACCCCAUACUUCACCGCUACAACACCUUCCAGAAACACCGCGGCGGCGGCUCCUUCACUCUUGUUUGCCAGUUCGGUGUCUCUGUCACCGCCACAGGCCCGGCGGUUUCUGUGCUCCACUCCCGGGAGGACGCCACCCAUAGCCUCCUCAGCUGCACCGGUCCUCAUCUAAAGCAAGUCAAAGCAUCGUGCCGUGACCUCCUUUUGCUAUGUGAUGACCUCGGCGGCGACAUCCGCUGCUAUGUGAUGAACAUGCUUGCAUGGAUGGAACUCCCUCCCACUCCGAAACCAUCGCGCUCGCUUGGAAUCAGAGUUGGCAUCCAGUAUCGCGACUACAUCUCUUAUUCCACUGCACUUAUCAUAAAGGAGGAGGAAGAUCACAACAGUACUUUGGCUGGAUCGUUGAGUUUUAAUGUGGUUCGUAUCCCCGUUCUUGAUAGCAGGUGUUUUUUUUCAAAAUAGAAUACGUCCGCGGUGGCAGUUCACCGAGUUUCCUGUUCAUAUAUAUUCUUCUGAUACAGACCAAUGGACUGAACACACUGUGGAUUGGUAUCCUUUUUGGCUCACCCAUUAUUUAACCAGCCUUCCCAUAGUGUCCCACAAUGGAAUGCUCCAUUGGCUCAAUGGCCACUCUCUUGUGUCAUGGAAUCCCUUCAACAUUCCCCUUUCGUCUAGCCAUCAUAAACUUAGCCGCACCAUAAACUUGCCGGAACCAAAUCUAGCUGCCCCAAGUUAUUUUCCACCUUCAAGUACAGAUGUCAGAAACGAUGUCACACAAGACUCUUUACUUGGAUUCGGACUGAGUCAAGACUGCCUCCAUGUGAUCAUCAAGCAUUGGGGCAACAAGCGGGCCCUUCGUGUGUGGCGCCUUGAGGAGAAGGAGGAUGUGCCAAGCUGGCUUUUGGUGCAUAAAGUGAUUGUUUCCAUGGAUCUGCCCGACAUUGGGAGAAAAGGUCUCAAAUUCGCGGCCUUCCACCCCCACGACAACAGCGUCAUCUUCUUUGAGAUGCCUGCGUUUGUUAUUCGAAUCAAUUUGCGCACACGAAAAGUCAAGUGUUGCUUAGCCACCAGCUCCAGCAUGUUAACCGCAACUCCAGUCUUGCACUACUUUUUGCCAACCCCCUCGGAAACUCUGACCAAGUUUAACGCACUUGAUGUUUUAAAUUCCAAGAAGUUUUUAUUUUUUUCUUAGUAAUCGAUAUAUGCAUAGUCUCUUUAGGCAAUAAUUC
Molecule: messenger RNA, 1764 nt
Organism: Cuscuta campestris
Lineage: Eukaryota; Viridiplantae; Streptophyta; Magnoliopsida; Solanales; Convolvulaceae
Source: the annotation of a GenBank genome assembly